Exaiptasia diaphana is the source of this 2745-nucleotide messenger RNA. RefSeq names its product elongation factor G, mitochondrial. Gene Ontology annotation, cellular component: mitochondrion. Gene Ontology annotation, molecular function: translation elongation factor activity; GTPase activity; GTP binding. The record is from RefSeq and is a predicted model, not a curated record. The coding region runs from base 65 to 2263 and encodes 732 amino acids. The transcript has 2 exons. Gene Ontology annotation, biological process: mitochondrial translational elongation. Lineage: Eukaryota; Metazoa; Cnidaria; Anthozoa; Actiniaria; Aiptasiidae.
ACGUGGACUUCAGUGAAUUUGCCGGUUUAGAAACGUAACUUACUGCUUGCAUAUUACUACUAAAAUGGGUUUAAUACGRUUAUUGACAAGUCGGUGUGGAUUUCAAAGAAUUUUAAAUCGAGUGCGUUUAGUAGAACUAAARAGAUAUGGGUCAACUACUAGCGAUGUCUCGAAGAUAAGGAAUAUUGGAAUAUCAGCACACAUUGACUCUGGUAAAACUACACUGUCCGAAAGAUUGCUAUACUAUACCGGUAGGAUAAGUCAGAUGCAUGAAGUCAGAGGUAAAGAUAAUGUUGGUGCAGUUAUGGAUUCCAUGGAGCUAGARCGUCAAAGAGGAAUUACAAUACAGUCAGCAGCUACUUAUAUCAGUUGGAAUGGAACAAACAUCAAUAUUAUUGAUACACCAGGCCAUGUAGACUUCACAGUUGAAGUAGAACGGUCWUUAAGAGUCCUUGAUGGUGCAGUGUUAGUAUUGUGUGCAGUGGGAGGAGUACAAAGUCAAACACUGACUGURAAUAGGCAGAUGAAAAGGUAUAAUGUUCCAUGUGUAGCAUUUAUAAACAAACUAGAUCGAAUGGGUGCAAAUCAUAAGAGAGUGGUAAGUCAGCUAAGAGCAAAGUUAAACCAUAAUGCAGCCUUGGUUCAGCUGCCUAUUGGUCUUGAGGGGAAGCAUGAAGGUGUUGUGGAUCUUAUAACAAUGAAGGCCUAUUACUUUGAAGGAGACAAUGGAUCGAUUGUUCGAGAAGACACCAUACCUGACAACAUGAUGGAUGAGUGUCUAGCUCAUCAACAGGAAUUGAUCGAAAUGGUUGCAGAUGUUGAUUCUGAAGUAGGAGAUAUUUUCCUAAUGGAAGAACGCCCUAGUGAAGAACAGCUCAAAGCUGGUAUCAGACGAGCUACAUUAAAAAGAGAAUUUACACCAGUCUUUGUUGGCUCAGCUCUUAAAAAUAAAGGAGUACAACCACUUCUAGAUGGCAUUGUAAAUUAUCUUCCAAAUCCAACAGAAGUUAGCAAUUAUGCUUUGUCUGCUGAAGAAGGCGAUAAGAUACUGAUGAACAGUCAAAGAGAUGGCRACAGUGAAUUUGUUGGUCUUGCCUUCAAACUUGAAGCAGGCAAAUAUGGACAAUUAACUUAUAUGAGAAUCUAUCAAGGUGCUUUGAAGAAGGGGCAGUACAUUAUUAACACAAGAACUGGAAAACGUGUAAAAGUACCAAGAAUUAUUCGUCUCCAUGCAGAUAUCAUGGAGGACAUCAAUGAAAGCCAUGCAGGAGACAUUUGUGCCUUGUUUGGCAUUAAUUGUGCAACUGGUGACACUUUCACUGUUGAAGAAGCACCACUAGUAUCCAUGGAACCCAUGUUUGUCCCUGAGCCYGUCAUAUCAUUAGCAGUGGAACCUGAAAACAAGAACAACCUUGACCAGUUUUCAAAAGCAAUUAACAGGUUCACUAAGGAAGACCCAACUUUUAAAGUUCGAUUUGAUGAUGAAAGUAAAGAGACCAUUAUAUCUGGAAUGGGAGAACUCCAUUUGGAUGUUUACAUUGAGAGGAUUAAAAUGGAGUAUAACUGUCCAGUUGUGUCUGGAAAUCCAAAGGUKGCCUUUAGAGAAACGAUCAGCAAAGAAUCAAGCUUUGAUUAUACACACAAAAAGCAAACUGGAGGAUCUGGUCAGUUUGGCCGUGUUAUUGGAAAGCUAGAGCCAAUGCCUGAAGAAUCACUCACACAAGUGGAAUUUGUAGAUGGUACUGUUGGAAUGAACAUUCCUAAGAAUUUCAUACCUGCCAUUGAAAAGGGUUUUCUAGAGGCUUGUGAACGAGGCUUUCUGACAGGACACAAACUUGUUGGAGUUCGCUUUGUGUUGGAAGAUGGCGCUGCUCAUGCAGUUGACUCAAGUGAAAUGGCAUUCAGAAUGGCAACCAUCAGUGCGAUGAGAGAAGCAUUCAACCAAGCUGCUCCAAUAAUUCUCGAACCCAUCAUGAGCUUGGAAGUUAAUGCACCUGAUGAAUUCCAGGGUGUGGUCAUAGCAGGAAUAAAUCGUAAGCAUGGUGUCAUUACCGGUACAGAUGCUGGGGAAGGAUAUUUUACUGUGUAUGCUGAAGUUCCUCUUAAAGACAUGUUUGGCUAUGCUACAGAUUUACGAUCUCAAACGCAGGGCAAAGGAGAAUUUACCAUGGAGUACUGCAAAUAUUUACCAGCAUCGCAUCAAGUACAAGCUGAACUAGUAGAAAGGUUUAACUUGGAAAGGUUAAAGAAAGCAAAGAAAUAAUAUUGUAUUUUAAUUACUGGCAUUUUGAAUAUUGAGGUUAAUCUUUUGCAAACUGUAUUUUAGUGCAUUUUAUGGUGUCUUUGGUGUUUGAUUUUACCRAUGGUCAUUUUAGAAACUUACCAACAAAAUGAACUAAUUUUGGAGUUCAACAUCUCAUUGAAACAAGAGAUAAGCAAUAGAAUUAAGUAUGGUGUAAUAAAUAUGAAAAUAUGUUCCUCAUGGUCAUGAUUAUUAGAUGCAAAUAAUCAUACAUAAUUGAAAUGUUGACUUAUUUCAAAAAAUAGUUCCUGGUAAUUAUUGUAUUGGCCUAUUUUGCCCUAAAAARUUUUAGCAUUGGACAUCUAACCAUUUUAUGAACUCUGCUCUUGAUAUGAUGAUCAACAUAAUUUAAGCAAUAAUAAAUCAAUAAAGCCAGGUUGCACAUUGAGAAUCAAAUUUAUUAUAACGCUGCAUUAUUCUCAAUAAAUUAUCUUCUGUUGUUU